Molecule: messenger RNA, 2724 nt
Organism: Acaromyces ingoldii
Lineage: Eukaryota; Fungi; Basidiomycota; Exobasidiomycetes; Exobasidiales; Cryptobasidiaceae
Product: V0/A0 complex, 116-kDa subunit of ATPase
Exons: 3
Coding region: 17-2608 (863 amino acids)
Biological process (GO): proton transmembrane transport; vacuolar acidification
Cellular component (GO): fungal-type vacuole membrane; vacuolar proton-transporting V-type ATPase complex; vacuolar proton-transporting V-type ATPase, V0 domain
Molecular function (GO): ATPase binding; proton-transporting ATPase activity, rotational mechanism
Source: RefSeq, a predicted model, not a curated record
CUGAGCGACGCCCAUCAUGAGCGGUCACGAGAGCCUCUUCCGCUCGGCGGAGAUGAGCCUCGUACAGCUCUACAUCCCCAGCGAGGUCGCUCACGACACUGUGUACGAGCUGGGCGAGCUCGGAAAUGUUCAGUUCAAGGACCUCAACCCUGAUGUGACUCCUUUCCAACGCUCGUUUGUCUCGGACAUUCGCCGACUCGACGAGAUGGACCGCCGCGUCCGCUUCCUGUACUCGCAGAUGGAGGCUGAGUCCGUACCCGUCCGACCGCUCGAGUCUGCGCUUCCGUUUGUCAACACGAGCGACCAGCGCGGCCCUCAGCUGAUGGACGAGCUCAGCGUGCGGCUUCGUGAGCACGAGGAGCGGCUGGGACAGAUGAACGGAAGCUACGAGCAGCUCCAGCGUAGGCUCCUCGAGCUCGAGGAGGCUCGCCACGUGCUCAGGGAGACUGCCGUCUUCUUUGACCAAGCCGAAGGUCGCCAAGACGCCAUCAGGACAAGCACCGACGACGCCAAUGCUCCUCUGCUCGAUGAUGUCGAGAGCCGCGGGCUUGCUGGCGGCCAGAACGAAUCAGGCUUUGGGACUUUUGACCUGGAAUUCGUGGCGGGGACCAUUGACCGGACACGGAUGGCGACCUUUGAGAGGAUUCUGUGGCGUGUGCUUCGUGGUAACCUCUACAUGAACUAUGCCGAGAUCGCCGAGCCCUUUCACGACCCAUCCAAGGAGGAGCCGGUACGCAAGAAUGUCUUCAUCAUCUUCGCCCACGGUGCCGAGCUCCUGGCCAAGAUUCGAAAGAUCAGCGAGAGCAUGGGCGGAACACUGUACCCCAUCGACAGCAAUCCAGACAAGCGAGAAGACAGUCUCCGAGAAGUCACCAACCGCAUCGAGGACCUCAACAACGUCCUUUACUCGACCAGCGCGACGAGGCGGACAGAAUUGGUCAAGAUUGCAGAGAGUCUCAGUGCUUGGGCUGACGUGGUCCGCAAGGAGAAGCUCGUGUACGCGACAAUGAAUCUCUUCAACUACGACUCGAGGCGCAAGACGCUUAUUGCCGAGGGCUGGUGCCCUAAGAGCGGUAUCGGCUCUGUUCAAUUGGCACUCCGUCGAGCCACCGAAAAUGCGGGCACGUCGGUACCUCCCGUGCUUCAGGAGCUCAAGACGAGCCAGACACCUCCGACUUACCACCUCACCAACAAGUUCACAAGCGGUUUCCAGUCGAUCAUCGACGCCUACGGCUUCGCAUCCUACCAGGAGGUCAACCCUGGUCUCUUCACGGUCAUUACUUUUCCUUUCCUGUUCGCCGUCAUGUUCGGUGACGUUGGCCACGGCACAAUCAUGUUCCUUGCGGCAUUGAGCAUGUGCGUUUACGAGCGCAAGCUGGCCAAGGCAGGUCUCGGCGAGAUCUUCGAGAUGUUCUUCUACGGCCGCUACAUCAUUCUCCUGAUGGGCCUCUUCUCCAUCUUCACCGGUUUCAUGUACAACGACAUUUUCAGCAAGUCGAUGCACCUCUUCCACUCAGGCUGGAAGUGGCCCACAGACCAGCCGCCGAACGCGACGUUGGAGGCCAUUCCGCUGGGCCGUGUCUAUCCAUUUGGACUUGAUCCAACAUGGCACGGCUCCGACAAUCUCCUCGUCUUUACCAACUCGCUCAAGAUGAAGAUGUCGAUCAUUCUCGGUGUCCUGCACAUGUCGUUCGCUCUCUGCCUCAACAUCCCCAACGCCAUCCACUACAAGAAGCCGGUCAACAUCUACGGCGAAUUCAUCCCAAAGAUGCUGCUGCUGCAGUCCUUGUUCGGUUACCUCGUCUUUGUCAUCGUCUACAAGUGGACGACGGACUGGUAUGAGCAGGAUGCAAACGGCGUCGUGUUCCGGAAUAACCCGCCGAACCUUCUCAACACGCUCAUCUACAUGUUCCUCUCGCCGGGCAAGGUCGACCCCAAAGAGGAGAUCUUCCCUGGCCAGGCAUUUGUCCAGGUCAUGCUUCUCUUGCUUGCGUUCAUCUGCAUCCCCUGGAUGCUGCUCACGAAGCCUUACGUCGAGUGGAAGGAGCACAAGGAGCGCGAGGGCCAGGGCUACAGGAGCGUCACGAACGAGGCUGCUGCUCGCCCUUCGGCGGACCUCCUCAACGACGAUGAGGACGAUGAUGCCGGUGAAGGUCACAUCAUUGGUCAAGGCAACGGUGGCGAGGGAGGAGGCCACGGUGGAGGUGGCCACGGCGGCGAAGAGGGCGAGCACGGCGAAUUUGAAAUCGGCGAAGUCUUUAUCCAUUCAGUCAUCGAGACGAUCGAAUUCGCCCUGGGUACCGUGUCGCAAACAGCCUCGUACCUGCGUUUGUGGGCCCUGUCUUUGGCCCACGCACAGCUUAGCGAGGUAGCGUGGAAGAUGACGAUUGAGAACGUCUUUGGCAUGACUGGCAUCGUCGGCGUCUUGGCCACCGUCGCUGCGUUUGCUGUCUGGAUUACCCUGAGCAUUUGCGUCCUCGUCGUCAUGGAGGGCCUUUCGGCUUUCUUGCACGCAUUGCGAUUGCACUGGGUCGAGGCGAGCUCCAAGCAUUAUAUCGCCCAGGGUUACGCUUUCCAGCCACUCAAGUUCAAUGAGGAUGACUUCUGAAAAUUGCACUUGUUCUCCCUCGCUCUCCCCUCUUUCUCUUUGUCUCUCGUCACUUCGUAGGACGCAAAUCAAAGCAAUUCAAUCCAAUAAUCCUGUCUUCUCACAACAACUCCUGG